AUGCUGAGGACCAAGACUCCGGGCCCGCGCGGCGGGAGCAAGUCCCGCCGCCGCUUCACGCCCCCCGCGACCAAGGCGCAGGCGCAGAUGGCGGCGGCGGCGGUGGCCGGCAGCUCGCCGUCGGGGGAGCUCUCGCAGAAGCUCGAGCACGUCACCCUCUUCCCCCUUUUCGCCGACUGCCCCUUCGCCUCGCCCAAGCCCUUCGGGGAGCUCCUCGAGGACCCCCGCCCGGCCCCGGCUCCCGCCCCCGCCCCCGCCCCCGCUCCGCCGCAGCAGGCCGCGCCCGUGGACGCGGACGUGCCCAUGGAGGACAGGGACGCCUGCAUCCUCAGCCAGGAUUUCUUCUGUACCCCGGAUUACCUCACGCCCGACGCGCCGCAGCUGGCGAGCGGCUUCGACGCCGAUAAGGAGAACACCCCUUGCCCCCAAUCUCCAGAGAAGUCAGUGGCCCGGAGCAAGAGGUACAAGAGAGAUUCUUCCCCGAAAGGUCGAUCCAUGGACCUAAUGGAGGCGGACAGCCAGGAGAUUACUCCGGUCCGAUUUUCUCUAAGUCAAGAUGAUCCAGAGGAAGAAAAGAUGGCGCAACCUAGUUCGCAAAAGAGAGGUAGCUAUGUCCCACAUUCAGCAAGAGUUCUGCGCUCCCAGGUGACGCCUCCACCGUGCAUCAAGAAUCCAUAUAAUAUGGACCCUCGGAUAGAUGAUAAUGUGUUCUCCGUGAGGAAAUGCAAAUCAUCAGGGUCUUCUCCCUCUAUUGGCGCUGACGGUCUUUCACGUUACCGUACUGAUUUCCAUGAAAUUGAGCAAAUUGGAUAUGGAAACUUCAGUGUCGUGUUUAAAGUUCUGAGGAGGAUAGAGGGCUGCUUGUAUGCAGUAAAACGGAGCAUCAAGCAGUUGCAUAAUGACAUGGACAGGAGGCAAGCAUUGAAGGAAGUGCAUACUUUGGUGGCCUUAGGUAACCAUGAGAACAUAGUUGGAUAUUUCACCUCUUGGUUCGAGACCGAAAAACUUUAUAUCCAGAUGGAACUCUGUGACCGUUCCCUAUCUGUGAAUGGGGACAAGCCGUUGGAGUUUGGGGAUGCCCUGGAACUGUUGUAUCAGAUCUGCAAAGGUUUGGACUUCAUUCACGGGCGUGGCGUAGCACACCUUGACGUGAAACCAGAUAACAUAUAUGUCAGGAAUGGUAUUUAUAAGCUUGGAGAUUUCGGUUGUGCUACACUUAUUGAUCGAAGUUUGGCAAUUGAAGAAGGAGAUUCUCGUUAUAUGCCUCCAGAAAUGUUGAAUGAAAAGCAUGAGCAUCUUGACAAGGUAGACAUCUUUUCUCUCGGGGCAGCUGUCUAUGAGCUUAUAAGAGGCACUCCGCUUCCUGUUUCUGGACACCAGUUUGCAAGUCUCAGAGAGGGCAAAAUCUCAUUGCUACCAGGACACCCAAUGCAGUUCCAGAGUUUAAUCAAGUCGAUGAUGGACCCUGAUCCCGUGAGGCGGCCGUCUGCGAAAGAGAUCCUGAGACACCCCAUAUUUGAGAAGCUGCGUAAUGCCUCGGCAAAGAAGUAG
Molecule: messenger RNA, 1551 nt
Organism: Triticum turgidum subsp. durum (durum wheat)
Lineage: Eukaryota; Viridiplantae; Streptophyta; Magnoliopsida; Poales; Poaceae
Source: the annotation of a GenBank genome assembly